CACGUACUGUAACUAGGCAAAAACCAAUGAAUCCUGCGGGAAGUAGUAUUAUCUCGCGAUUUUUACAGUCUACCGAGAAUUUCACAGCAGCACAGCAACAGAUGACGUCAUACAGCGGCCAUGUUGUGAAGGGAAAAGUUCCAUGACUGACAGAUACUCUGCAAAGGAGCAAGUUAUCCUAUACGCGUAUUGUGUGAAGGGUAACAAAUAUAUAAAUAUGAAAAGCUAGGCUGGUGGCUACGUACCGUUAUGUGUUUACUUGAGGCUUGUUGUUUCCUUUGUAUUAAAUUAAAAGUGACGCUUGUUUGUAGUAUUGGUCAGGUAAUGCCUCACUCAAGAUGGCCACUAUUUGUGCUAGUAGUACCCACGUGACGCGAUGGCAGGCCAAUCAGAGAGCGGGACAGGAGACUGCUGGGGAGAAGUCCAGCAGCAGCAGUAGCAGCAGCGCUUGACUCGGAAUCUGUAGUUGUGGCCAUCACGAACCUGUAUCCGCCUCUCCUCCGGGAGCUAUGAAGGAAGACAAGGAGAACACAAAGCCUAAGGAGAGGAGAGGGGAGCAGGCCAGUGCGGAGGACGGGGACAGGCCCGAGAAGGUGAAGGAGAAGAGGGAAGUCCUGAGCAAGGUAGUGAUUCGUCGCUUGCCCCCAAGUCUUACCAAAGAGCAGCUGGAAGAGCAUCUGCUACCUCUGCCUGACCAUGAUUAUUUUGAGUUUUUUGCAAAUGAUUCCAGCUUAUUUCCCCAUAUGUUCUCAAGGGCAUAUAUUAAUUUUAAAAGUCAAGAUGACAUUAUGUUAUUUAGAGAUCGUUUCGAUGGCUAUGUGUUCAUUGAUCACAAAGGUCAGGAAUAUCCAGCUAUUGUGGAAUUUGCACCUUUUCAGAAAGUAGCAAAAAAGAAAAGCAAGAAAAAGGAUUCCAAGACUGGAACUAUUGAUGACGAUCCAGAAUACAGAAAGUUUUUAGAUGCAUACAGUGUGGAUGAAGAGAAGCUGACUUCUACCCCAGAGACUCUGCUGGAAGAAAUAGAGGCCAAGAAUAAAGAAAUGAUAGCCAAGAAGACCACUCCACUGUUGAGCUUUUUAAAAAAUAGACAGAGAAUAAGAGAUGAAAAGCGCGAGGAGAGAAGGAGGAGGGAACUAGAGCGAAAGAGACAGCGGGAAGAAGAAAGAAGGAAGUGGAAAGAGGAGGAGAAAAGGAAACGUAAAGAUGCAGAAAAGCAAAAGAAAUGUGAAAGAGCUCCGGAGAAAGAUUUGGAGAGGUCAAAAGACGAGCCUAAAAUCAAGCUUCUAAGGAAGCCUGAGAAAGAAGAUGAGCCAGAGAAGAAGUUUAAGGCUAGAAAAGCAGAUAAAGAGAGUGUGAGGGAAGAGCGCAGCUCUACAAGCAAGAGAUCAGAUGGUGAAGCUGGAGAAGAAAAGACCAAGCGUUGUGAAGACGAAUAUGUGAAAGAUUAUAGAGAUAAAGAUUACAGAGAUAAAGAUUAUGAUCCAGAGCGGCGAGCGAGAGAAAAGGAGAAACAGCGAUAUCAUGAGGACGAGCGGCGAAAACAAAGGGAUCGAUACGAGAAAGACAGAUGUUUCAGAAGACGAGACGACGACUACAGAAAAGAUAGGGAAGUAGCAAGGGAGAGAGGGCGGAAGCAGGAGGUAAAUGAAUGUCCACCAACAACUGAUAAAGCAGACCGCCCGUCCCGAGAGGACAAGAAGGAAGAUGCAGCCAAAAGAGAUCGCAUAAGGAACAAGGAUCGCCCAGCAAUGCAGUUAUACCAGCCCGGAACAAGGAGCAGGAGCCGGCUAACGCAGUGUGAUGAGAGCCCAGCAAAAUCCAGCGAUCAGGCUGCUGACCAGAAGCAGGAGAGUGAGACCAAUGAUGACAGGAAAGGAGAGUAAGGCGUUAGAAGAUUUGGAGGGUCUUGCCCAUUGUGACAACCAAAGAAAACAAACUCUGCAAUCCAGAAGUGCCUUCACAGAGAAGGAGUCGGGACCAGGCAGGAGUAGGGUCCAGAGGAAAGGUGUAGGGGCGUCUUUGGUGGGGAUGGAAAGCGCAGAGUUGGGCUAAGAAUCCAUAAUGGAUUCCAGUGGCGAGAAGACUGCUGCUGGAACGGAACGCACAGUGUUCGGGGCUGUAGUAUUGAUGGCGAGAGAGAGAGCAUUGCAGAUCUUCAGUUUACAGUAUCUUGUCUGUGGCCUUAAUGAAACGUGACUCCUCCAUUCCUGUAUUGGCAGAAGGUUAUGACAGAAGAACAUUAUCGAAUGUUAUUUUCAGCCAAAUAUCAUACGGCUGAUUGCAUAGAGCUUGCCCUGUAUUUCAGUUUUGCAAUAUAGGUGUUAAAGAUUUUUUUCUUUUCUCUUACUUUGGAUGUUCUGAAGAAAUUAAAUGCUGCUGUAAAAUGCUGAAAAGACUCAGAAUAAUGCUGUGAUUUUUGGUUUUCCUAAUUAUUUUCAUACAGAUCUUUAUUACUUACAAUGAGAGAAGUAUACAUUGCUGUAUUCACAGACAAGUGACUGCUUAUUUUAUCGCAUCUGGAUCAUAUAAAGAGUUAUUAUCUUAAAUAAAUGUAACCUACAUGUUUUCUUAACUUUUUUCUAGGAAAAAUAAAAUAUUUUGAAUCUA
Pseudophryne corroboree (corroboree frog) is the source of this 2607-nucleotide messenger RNA. It is a transcript of the gene UPF3B, whose product is annotated as UPF3B regulator of nonsense mediated mRNA decay. NCBI's taxonomy places the organism in Eukaryota, Metazoa, Chordata, Amphibia, Anura, Myobatrachidae. Bases 510 to 1883 code for a protein of 457 amino acids. Gene Ontology annotation, biological process: positive regulation of translation; nuclear-transcribed mRNA catabolic process, nonsense-mediated decay. Gene Ontology annotation, molecular function: mRNA binding. Gene Ontology annotation, cellular component: cytoplasm; nucleolus. The transcript is spliced from 10 exons. The record is from RefSeq and is a predicted model, not a curated record.